This is a messenger RNA of Rhipicephalus sanguineus (brown dog tick), 2267 nucleotides long. RefSeq lists its product as uncharacterized. Lineage: Eukaryota; Metazoa; Arthropoda; Arachnida; Ixodida; Ixodidae. The transcript has 2 exons. The record is from RefSeq and is a predicted model, not a curated record. Bases 181 to 825 code for a protein of 214 amino acids.
GGGCGUCCAGUGCUGCCAGCAAGCGCUACGAGUCGCACACGCCCGUGCUUCUGUCGGCGUUGCAUUCGCCCGACAGCGCCCACCAGCGCAUGAUGCUCGUAGACCUGUCCGCACUGCACCACCACCAGGAAGCCCGUGCUGGGCUUCCAGCCGGACGACUAUUACAGUAGCUCUUCGUCGAUGGCGUCAGCCGACUACGGCGACACCUGGGAGGACAACAGCCUCGGCGCCGACGACAGGCUAUACAGGCGGCACCAGCCCUACGAGGAGAUGCACAAUGACAUCGGCGACAGCGACCAGCUGCUGAUGCCGUUCCUGCCAGAGAACACUGUGGGCCUGCACUACACAGGCUUCCCCUUCAUCGAGGAUGCCCUCCACUUGCAGCGCCAGAGCAGCCGCGAGGACGCCUUCAGUGACUACCUGCGCGCGCUGGUUGCCAGCCGAGAGCGGAAGCGCAGCGUCUUCCUCUCCCAGAGCUGGCAGCCUGGAGGUCACCCAGCGUCUCCCGUGCUCCGAAGGCAGCAUCAAACGCCGCGGCAGCAGCCUCGGCGAGUGUCUCAAGAGCCUGCGCCAUCAUCUCCCGAAGUUGCAAGCGGCAGUGGCCCGACCGACCGCAAGAGCAACGAACGGGUGCGGCCCGUCAAUUACCGCCACCACCCACCGGUGCCAUUCAUCUUCUCGUCCAAAGGCUGGCAUCCCGGAGGCCGCAAGCGUAAUUUCUUCUUCUCCAGAGGCUGGGGUCCCGGCGGACGGCCGUUGACGCUGCGCGCCGAAUACUUCAAGAAGAAGCCACCCGCCUCGCACGCUGGCUGGCGAAGAUGUUAGCGACAACGAGGCAUCAUCGACAGGGCUAGCCCAGGGGAGAGCUGCCAUGGGCGGCGGUCACGGCAAUUCGGACUCCUCAGCCACUGUGAAGGUGACCAGCACACGACACGGGCAUCGGCCGUGCCGUGCUAACUGCUGGCGCAUACCGCACCUGUUCGGACCCUACUGGUAGAAAAGGAAGGAGUAUAAUUUUGCCACGCGGGCAUGCAAUCCAGCCUGUUCGAGAAGAUUAUGAUGUCAAUAAAGAUGCGAAUGGCUCGCGGAAAGCGGGGUCGAGAUAAAACGACCCCCGAGAUUCAGGUUUCCAAAUCGAUCAUUUUACGUGAGCUGGCUGUGAAAUAUUAAAGCCCUGAUUAUCGCCAUUGACAAUGAAACAGGCAGAGCAGCGGUGCAGAACGAUGAACUGAGUGGUCUGGAACAUUAAUUGCGUACAUCACUAACACACACAAAUGGAAAUAAAUUGAUAAGAAUCAAGAAAUGAGCCUUCAGCAUCCUUAGAAAAUGGGUUUCCCUGGUUGAAAUUUAGGUAGAGUAGAUGGAUAAUCAAGAAACAAUGAGCACAGCCUUAUUUAAAACACUCAAGAACAUCCAUCCAGUAUAUAUCUUCAUAUUGAAACUGAUCAGCCAUGUUCACCUUAUUUAGUCUUGACAAAAGUGUUACAAGUUACGCAGUGGAAUUUGAUGCAGACAUGUAGACUAUUUUUUUUAAUGGUAGUGUGCAACCACCAUUUGGGGAGCUGGAAACAACCCUAUUAUUUCCAGCAUUAUACCUUAAAUUAGCCAUAAUUUGUAACAUCAAGCAUCUGAAGGCUUUGCCAGAUUGUAUCGUACAUAUGAACUUUCAAAGCUUUACAGUCUAGAGAGACAACCACUAAACAACAAUAAUAGUUAUCUUCACUUUCAGAAUGAUUACUUAUAAAGUCUGUACAUAAAACAUAUCAUGAGCAAAAGCCCAGUGAUGGUUUACCCAGAAGAGUGCACAUCCAAUAAAUAUAUGCAUUCGUUCAGUUGACACUAUACUGCAGAGUCCAGGUAGAAUUCAAUAUCCUGUUGACAUGAACAUACUGACACCUCAUGAGUAAGGCCAGCAGCACCCAGUGGAAUGAGGACGAACAAACCUCAGGAUGUUCAAAACAGUACUUAAGAAUGACUCCUGCCCCUAUAGCGUCUCGUGAUAUAGUAUUAAUGAAUGCACAGAGCUCACAGAUGCUCAUCAUUAUGAGGCUACUGAAGUUAGCCAGUCAAAAAUAACAGCAAGAAUGCUUGUUCAAGCACAAGUGUUUAAAAGCCUUAGAUAUCUAUACAUGUUUUCCUCAUUCUUUUUGUCCAUCUCCCUACUGCCUUGGACCCUCAAUCAGAAUAUCCCUGUGUUGAUAAGCACAGACUGUGCACUCCACGUUGUACGUGUUACAUAAACCUGUAAUAAAGUAUGAUUCACUGUU